AUGAAUCUAUCGCUCAGAGAACAAUUCAACAUUAUCAUCGCAUCUUUUCCCACCAAUUCCAACAUAAUUUGUGCAAAAAUGACAGUCCUACGAACAGCUCUGAGCCGGCAGGCGCUGCCACUCAAACUCCGCGCUAUGUCCAGGCCGAGAUCCCUCAGCACCAGCAGCAUCACCGCCAGCGAAGCAGCAAGUGAGAUGCUGCACAAAUUCCAGGACAAGACCAUUGUCCGAAAACAGACUCUAGACGGCAAUCAGAUGCAAAAGCUGUGUCUCACACUGGGCCGAAGGUAUGGCCUGGGCCCGCAACUGGAUCUCACGCUCGGCUGUCCCCCAAACGGAACGCCAGUGCCGCCGGGAUACCAUCUUGUGUACUUUACGCCAUCAGAACUGGAGGAGGAUCUUGGCGCCGAUGGCACCGAUCGCACCUUCAACGCACCCGCGCCCUUCACGCGGCGCAUGUGGGCAGGAGGACAAAUGCGGUGGAACGACGGUACCGAGCUGAGGGUCGGCGAGCAGGUAGAGGAGCACACAAAGCUUAUCACCGCCGUGGCGAAGAAGAGUCGUGAUGGCAGUGAGAUGGUUCUGGUGGAGGUGAACAAGGAGUUCUGGGGUGAACGAGGCUUGGCGCUGGUCGACCAGAGAUCUUGGAUAUUCCGGAAAGAAAUCGACCUUUCGAAAAUAGGCGAAACAACAUCAACAAAGUCCCCACUUCCUCCACCGCGAGGCAAGUCAGAAGUGCGAGACGUGAUUGUCGGCGACAACCCUUUGCCAGACCGGUUUCUCAAGUGGUCGCCGGCGGCCCUGUUUCGGUUCUCGGCUCUCACCUUCAACGCGCACAUGAUUCACUACAACGAAAGCUGGACGCGGGACGUCGAGAACCACCCCGGCGUGGUCGUGCAUGGACCGCUGAACCUCAUCAACAUGCUGGACUACUGGCGAGACGUGCACCGGGUGGACGGGUCCGUCCUGGAGGAGAUCUCGUACAAGGCUACCACACCGAUAUACGCCGGGGAGGAGUACUCGAUUUCGAGCUCCAAGAUGAAUACGGAUUAUGGCAUGUUUGAGGUGUUGGUGAAGAAGGGGGAUCAGGUGUGCAUGACGGGACAUAUUUGCGAGGCUUCGAGCUGGAGUUAUUGA
Messenger RNA from Sordaria macrospora k-hell, 1137 nucleotides. RefSeq lists its product as uncharacterized. Gene Ontology annotation, molecular function: (3R)-hydroxyacyl-[acyl-carrier-protein] dehydratase activity. The record is from RefSeq and is a predicted model, not a curated record. Lineage: Eukaryota; Fungi; Ascomycota; Sordariomycetes; Sordariales; Sordariaceae. Gene Ontology annotation, cellular component: mitochondrion.